CCAAUUUUGGCUGCCCGAAGAUGGGGUUGCGAGUCGAGUUGGGCAGGUGCGUGGUCGUCUAUUCCACGCGGGCGUGGCGAAUCCCUCGGCUGUCCCCAUGUACGGAGCAUUCCAUUCCCUCUUGUGUGUGCGGGCAUUCGGCAUCUGCGUGCAAAAGGCGCUCUGGAGUCAAGAGACCUGAAACCUGCGCCCGACCUUUUUUGGACGUGGGGGAUACCGGACGGUUACCUAGCCUGACGGGGGCUCAGCUGCUUGAGUGAGUCAAGGAUGCCGAAUCCGAAGUAUUAACGGCCGAUCUUGCGCCUUGCAUCAAGCCUCGUUUCUCCAUGGGGCUUUCCCCUUCUUUUCGGUUUUCUCCUCACAUCGGCACGAUAGAGCUUGGCGCCCCAAACUUGAUUCAUGCGGUCGCUUUGGACGCUGUCCGCCAACCGACACGCUUCGACUAGUCGGGCACGGGAGUCCACGGAUGCCUGUGGAACACAGAGAAUCCCAUCAGGAACACGACGGGACCAUGAGGGCAGCCGAUGAUGACGCCCGCACGCUGCUCCUAACCGGGCAACCUGACAUCGCCGAGUAUGGCGCGGGAAUACGCGCCGACCUGGACAGCUCCGCGAGCUGUAGUGUUAGCGACACCAGUUCCGAUGUGCAGGACGGCGUUAGGCGCAUCGAAGCUGUUGCUCGGACAUGGUCGAAAUGGGCGUUGGUGAUUGCUUACAUGAGCAUUUUUCUCAUGGCUUUCACCGUUUCCCUGGAAGGACAGGUCACCUACUCCCUGGCCGCGUUUGCUGUCAGCUCAUUCAACAAUCACUCCCUGCUGUCGACCGUCUAUGUCGUGCAGGGUGUUGUCAACGCUGUCAUCAAGCCGCCCAUGGCCAAGAUAGCAGACGUGUUUGGCCGCCUCGAGGCCUUCUGCAUCUGUGUCCUCCUCUGCGUUCUGGGCUACAUCCAGAUGGCCGCUUCAGAGAAUGUCGAGACAUACGCGUUUGCGCAGAUUCUCUACUCAGCUGGAUCAACCGGGCUGCAGAUUCUGCACCAGGUCUUCAUCGCUGAUACGAGUGACUUCCUCAACCGCGCCCUCCUCUCCAGCCUUCCUGAUAGCCCGUUCCUCGUGACGGUGUGGAUCGGCCCUGCUAUUGCCGCUGCCAUUCUCGCCAACUCAUCAUGGCGAGUAGGCUACGCCAUUUGGGCCUUCAUCCUACCCAUCGCCUUCUUACCUCUAGCUAUGAGCUUGUUCAUCAACCAACGGAAAGCCGAGCGGAUGGGUCUGCUGAAAAGAAAGCGUCAUCGGGAACCCAGCAGCGACGACGACGAGUCCCCUCGCGCAACAGCAAAGCGGCUCUUCCACGACCUCGACAUGGGGGGCACUCUCCUCCUCUCCGGUGGCCUCUCCCUGAUGCUGAUCCCUUUAACCCUUGUCUCUCGCUCUCCCUCCGGAUGGCAUGAUCCCAAGCUGCUGGUCAUGAUGUUCACAGGCCUCGUUCUCCUCGUCCUCUUUCCCUUCUGGGAAUCCCGCCCGCACCUCGCCCCUCACCCCCUCCUCCCUCUGCAGCUUCUCAAAUCCCGCACCUUCUGCACCGGCUGCGCUCUCGGCUUCUUCUACUUCGCCGUCUUUUACAUCGCCGUUCAGCCCUACUUCUACUCGUAUCUCCUCGUGGCCCUGAACCUGCCCGUCUCCCAAGCCGGGCCUAUCACACAAACCUUCUCAUUCGCCUCCACAAUCGCCGCCUUACUAGCAUCCCUCAUUAUCCGGCGCCUCUCCGUCCCCCGUCCCCGACCGUUCAUCUUAACCGGUGCCGCCCUUUACACUGCCGCCAUCGCGGUCCUUCUGCGCACCCGCACGCGUGGCGCCUCUAUCCUCUCCCUCUUUCUCGCCCAGACCACCCUCGGCGCUGGCGCCGGCCUGAUGCAUGUUGCGACCCAGCUGGUCGUGCAGGCGGCGGCCAGCAGCACGAAUAUCGCGCACGGGCACGCGCAGCAGUACGUCGGCGUCGCUACGGCGUCCUUCCUGACUAUGGGUCAGGCCGGCUCGGCGGUCGGCGCGGCGGUGUCGGGCGCCGUGUGGGGCAGGCUUGUCCCGGCCAAGCUGGCCGAGUAUUUGCCCGACCACGUGAAGGGCGAAGCGGCUAAGAUCUACGCGAGUGUCGUCGUUGCAUGCAGCUAUGCGUGGGGCAGCCCCGAAAGGGAGGCCAUUGCUAGGUCGUAUCAGGAGACUAUUACCGUCUUGUUGUGGGUUGCCCUGGUCGCGUGUGGGCCGGUCCUGGUGUUGGCUUCAUUGGUGGGGGACUAUAGGCUUGAUGGGUUUGGGAUGGGGCAAGUUAGGUCGGUGCAGGAUCGUGAGCCUGCGGUGAGGGGAGGAGGAGCGGGAGUGUGGUGGUCUCGGUGGUGGAGGAGACCGAAGGGGAGAACUACGUCGGUUUCUGGAUUAAGUGUGCAUUGAUCAGAUUGUGGAUAGAGUCAUUGCAUGAUACCCUUAGUUCUUUGAGUAUAAAGCCUCUACAGCAUAAUUACAUCCUGUCGGG
This is a messenger RNA of Parathielavia appendiculata, 2519 nucleotides long. Its product is annotated as MFS general substrate transporter. The record is from RefSeq and is a predicted model, not a curated record. Gene Ontology annotation, molecular function: siderophore-iron transmembrane transporter activity. NCBI's taxonomy places the organism in Eukaryota, Fungi, Ascomycota, Sordariomycetes, Sordariales, Chaetomiaceae. Gene Ontology annotation, cellular component: plasma membrane. Bases 467 to 2437 code for a protein of 656 amino acids. Gene Ontology annotation, biological process: transmembrane transport. The transcript has 3 exons.